Pocillopora meandrina is the source of this 943-nucleotide messenger RNA. Lineage: Eukaryota; Metazoa; Cnidaria; Anthozoa; Scleractinia; Pocilloporidae. The record is from the annotation of a GenBank genome assembly.
GUAGACCAGUGGGGACCAGUGGGGACCAGUGGGGACCAGUGGAACAGUGAAGACCAGUGGAACAGUGAAGACCAGUGGAACAGUGAAGACCAGUGGAACAGUGAAGACCAGUGGAACAGUGAAGACCAGUGGAACAGUGAAGACCAGUGGAACAGUGAAGACCAGUGGAACAGUGAAGACCAGUGGAACAGUGAAGACCAGUGGAACAGUGAAGACCAGUGGAACAGUGAAGACCAGUGGAACAGUGAAGACCAGUGGAACAGUGAAGACCAGUGGAACAGUGAAGACCAGUGGAACAGUGAAGACCAGUGGAACAGUGAAGACCAGUGGAACAGUGGAACAGUGGAACAGUGGAACAGUGGGUACAGAGGACCAGAGGAACAGUGGGUGCAGAGGACCAGUUGAACAGUGAGUACAGAGGACAAGAGGAAUAGUGGGCACAGAGGACCAGUUGAACAGUGGCUACAAAGGACCAUUGAAACAAUGGCCACAGAGGACCAGUGAACAGUGGCUAUAGAGGACCAGUGGAACAGUGGAACAGGGGCUUCAGAUGACCAGUGGAACAGUGGAACAGUGGAACAGUGGAACAGUGGAACAGUGGAACAGUGGAACAGGGACUUCAGAGGACCAGAGGAACAGUGGAAAAGUGGGUACAGAGGAAGAGUAAAACAGUGGGUAUAGAGGACCAGUGGAACAGUGAGUAUAGAGGACAAUAGGAACAUUAGGUACAGAGGACAAGAGGAAUGGUGGGUACAGAGGACAAGAGGAACAGUGGGUAUAGAGGACUAGAAAAACAGUGCGUACAGAGGACAAGAGGAGCAGUGGGUACAGAGGACCAGUGGAACAUUGGGUACAGAGGACCAGUGGAAUAGGGAGCACAGAGGCUCAGUGGAAUAGUGGUACAGAGGAACAUUGGAACAGCGGAACAGUGGAACAGCGGGUA